AUGGACAGAUUAACUGCCAUUCUGAAGACGUCACGGAACUGUUUAUUUCAGGAAGCUGUUGCUAAAAAGUUCUUAUCUGCAAUGCUAGAUAAACAUACUGCAAAGUAAGUCGUUAAUGACCGCGUCGCAGAAAGGAAAGUACUGCAGCAGAAGAGGAACAACCAGCAAGAAAAAGAAGCUCAACUUCUCCACAAUGUUAGCUUGCUGUUUAUUUGUACUCCUUGUUUUUUCUGGAUUCUCUACAUGUCAUGGGCAUGGCAUUGAGAACGACACUGUGUCGGGGAACAGCACUGUCACCCCGUUACUAAUUGUCUCUUUUGACGGCUUCAAGGCAGACUACUUAAAGAAGUACAGCUUUCCAAAUCUUGAGAAGUUCUUUUCUGAUGGCGUCCUUGUGGACCAUGUCUCUAACGUCUUUAUUACCAAAACUUUCCCCAACCAUUACAGCAUAGUUACUGGCCGUUAUGCUGAAAGCCAUGGCAUUCUCUCGAGUAGUAUGUAUGAUCCGGACACAAAAAAUACAUUUUCUUUAAGCCAUGAUUCUGACUCGUUUUGGUGGGAGCAGGCCACACCACUCUGGGUAUCCAUUCAGCAGAAAGGUUACAAGAGUGCUGCAGCCAUGUGGCCUGGGACCGAUAUUAAGAUUCACAAUCUGACAGCUUCAUAUUAUUUAAAGUAUCAGCAUGAUGUGCCAUUUCAAGAGAGAGUUGACAACCUUACAAAAUGGCUUAGCCAAGAUUUAGUGAAGUUUGCAACAUUAUACUGGGAGGAGCCAGACUACUCUGGCCACUUAUAUGGACCAGAUAAUAUAACGGAAAUGACAAAGGCUCUGAAACAAGUGGAUGAUCACAUUGGCUACCUGAUUGACAAUCUCAAACAGACGGGGCUGUGGAGCAACAUUAAUAUCAUCAUUACGAGUGAUCAUGGAAUGGUCCAGUGUGCCCCUGACAGGCUUAUACAGCUUGAUGACUGCAUUGGUCCAAAAAAUUACACCUUGGUGGAUUUCACUCCUGUUUCUGCAAUUUUACCACUGACCAAUGUAACUUACGUCUAUGAUUUGCUGAAGAAGUGUAACCCUCAUAUGAAAGCGUACAUGAAGGAGGACAUUCCAGAUAGGUUGCAUUACAAGAACAAUAGGAGGAUCCAGCCCAUCAUCCUUGUUGCUGACGAAGGGUGGACUAUUGUUCAGAAUGGAUCACUUCCUCGGUUGGGCGAUCAUGGCUAUGACAACACUUUACCCAGCAUGCACCCCUUUCUGGCAGCCCAUGGCCCUGCCUUUCGCAAGGGCUACAGACUGAACAGCAUCAACACCGUGGACAUCUACUCGCUAAUGUGCCAUCUCCUGAGACUAGAAGAACAACCCAACAAUGGCACGUUCACCAACACAAAGUGUAUGCUUGCCAGCCAAUGGUGUGUUAACCUUCCAGAAGUCAUAGGGAUAGUCAUUGGUGUUUUCAUCGUGCUGACCGCUCUAACGUGCCUGAUUGUCAUGAAGAACAAAGUGUCGCCCUCGUCUCGCGCCUUUGCACGCCUUGAGCUGCAGGACGAUGAUGACGAUGAUCCAUUAAUUGGGUAGAAUGCAUUCAGUUUUACCUGAUUCCAUUGAAUUGAUAUUUAAACGUGCAGAUCAGCAUCGGAAUCGGAAAAGCCAGGCACCUACCUGUAUUUGUGUGCUGUAACUUGGAAUUCUGAUGGCCCAAAAUGCAGGGUAUUUCAAACAUCCUGGCCCACUGCACGAUAUAGUGUGCUAUUGACGAACAUAAUUUUCUCACCUGCAACAAGACUUUUGAAACACCUGGUGUAUAUUGGGUUGUGUGAGGGUGGUAAUUUAAUUUCUAUUUAUAAAUAAAACUAAUACUCUGUAGGACACCAUGUGGACAGAUUUAACAAUUUGGAGAGGUCUUUUAAUCCAUGAAUAUAGUAAAAAAAAAAUAAUAAAAAAAAAAAAA
Messenger RNA from Acipenser ruthenus (sterlet), 1949 nucleotides. Its product is annotated as bis(5'-adenosyl)-triphosphatase enpp4-like. Bases 116 to 1576 code for a protein of 486 amino acids. The record is from RefSeq and is a predicted model, not a curated record. Lineage: Eukaryota; Metazoa; Chordata; Actinopteri; Acipenseriformes; Acipenseridae. The transcript is spliced from 4 exons.